AUGGCCCAGAAACCUCUCAGCACGGCUGCGGCCGAGCGCAUGAACCUCGUGGCGCAGGACGAGAUCUGGAAAUACCGCCUGAAGGCUGAAGGUGAAGCACGGCAAAACUGGGCUCAGAACUGGGGAUUUUUAACAACCCCUGUCGAGGAGUUGCUCAAGGGUGAAGAGGAACCCCCCACCCUAAAGCCCAAAAUCGAGCUUCCCCAGCGGUUCCGCAUCCGGCCAGUGACCCCAGUGGAGAAGUACAUCAAGGUCCUUCCAUCCCCUCCAGUCCCGAAGACGACCCAGGGCUUCAUCGGCUGGAGAUCCGGGGUGCCGAACCUGAACAAGGGUCUGGAGCACGAUUGUGAGAUCAGGAGCUGCAAGGGGGCAUAUGCCAAAGAGCUAGGCUGGCCGAAGCAAGGCAUCCACUGA
Molecule: messenger RNA, 414 nt
Organism: Nyctereutes procyonoides (raccoon dog)
Lineage: Eukaryota; Metazoa; Chordata; Mammalia; Carnivora; Canidae
Gene: CIMIP1
Product: chromosome unknown C20orf85 homolog
Exons: 4
Coding region: 1-414 (137 amino acids)
Source: RefSeq, a predicted model, not a curated record